This is a messenger RNA of Vespa crabro (European hornet), 5682 nucleotides long. RefSeq names its product headcase protein (gene heca). The record is from RefSeq and is a predicted model, not a curated record. NCBI's taxonomy places the organism in Eukaryota, Metazoa, Arthropoda, Insecta, Hymenoptera, Vespidae. The coding region runs from base 3915 to 5363 and encodes 482 amino acids. The transcript is spliced from 5 exons.
UAUGAUAAAAAUAUAUCGUAAUAUCUACUCUAAAUGAUUUUGGGAAGAAUUCAAGGUUCGUAACAAUCUUUAAUUAAGUUUGCAUUACUUACAGCAUGACGCGGCGCCGUCGAUACACGAAGGAAUGUCGUCGUUAAGAAAGAAUGAAAGAAAGAAAAAAGAAAGAAAGCAAUCGAUUCGAUUAUAUCCAACAUCGUUGUUCGGUUCAAUAUUUCCGCCACGCCUGAGAACUAGAAGUGAAUUUCUCGGAAGGAACGGGACCGAUCGAUUAAAGAACGUAAAAUAACUAUUAACUAUUUUGAGAACUCGAUCGGGUGGUUAUAUGAAUGCUUACGAAUUCUUUUCGUAAAUAUAACAAACACGGAAUACGUUUCAUGGGAACUUUCCUGCUGAUAAGAAAACGAGAUAACCAUGACAAUCUCCGAUUCGACCGAAAACAUUUCUUUUAUCUAUUUUCGUCCAUUAUCUAUUUUUGUUCAACACACUUACUAUCAAACGAAAAUUUCAAUAUUAUAUUACCUUACGUCAUCAAAUGAUUCUGAAGAUUAUAAAGCGAUAUUAUACUUUCAAUCAGUCUCCUCUUCCAUUGCGUAGAUUGUAAGCCGCUAUCAUAUCGUUCGACGUAACGGAUAAGCUGGAUAUGCAUAUAAGUACUUACUUGCAUCGUAGUUUCAUCCGUGAAUUUCUUUCUUUGCUUUGAGAAAAAAAAACUUCAAUAACGUCUCCUUUCGGUAAAAUGCUUUAUAAUAGAUAUUUUUUCGCGAUCGAGUACUUGGUAAAUACGAUUAUCGUUUCUAUCCAUUUAAGUAUACCACACAUAUAAGCUAUUUUUUAAAAACACAUGAUUCACACGCUUAUUAAAAUAUUAGAUAUGCAAUUCGCGUAUCAAUAUAAAGAAAAAAACAGGAAGGCUUAUCUAAUGUUUCAUAUGAUUCAAGCGCAACUUACGAGUCUAAGAUCGUACAGUUUAAUAAAUUAUCGAUCUAUUCCUUCAUUGAUUUAUUUAUCUUAAUAAAUUCAAAAUUGGUCAGAUCCGGUUCAAGUUUUAAACGAAACGGUUUUACUUGUUAGAAUUACAAUAACAUAAUAUCUUAAGAUCAACGAAAGAAGGAUGAUCGAGAUGAGAAAAAGAUAUUAAGGAAUAAACGAAAUAUUCGAUAGAAGAAAACUUACGAUUCGAGAGAAUCGAUCACGUGAGAUCGAUGAAAAUCAUUUACAAUUUAUAUCAUUGUUUAUAUCAUAUAAACUACGUCAAGAUAUUAAAAGAGUAUAAACAAGUGGCACAAGAUCUAAUAUACUUCGUUCUUAAUAUCUAUCAAAACCGUGUAAGGCGAUAACUAGUUUUCGAAGAAUUAUAAUUAUAAAUAAUCGUAUGAAUAAGCCGAAAUAAGAAGUAUCGCGAAAUUUACGUAAGUAAACCAGUCUUCUCAUUGUUCGGAACAAUUGUAAACGGAAUGUCGUGAUAUUCAGGACGUACGUAAGAAUUCAUGGAAUAAUGGCGUGUUGACUAAUUGAUAGUGAAAUUGGAAAAAACGAACGAAAAAAUUAGUUUUAUUAUUCUUCCUUCUCUGUCACUCUCUUUAUCUCGUGAUCUUACAUUGUUUAUUCUCUUGUGUAUAUUCUACGAAUUCAAUGUUCCAACGUAGUAACAACAGAACUUCGAUAUUCAUCAUACACACAUAUAUACGACGUUCUCUUUCAAUUUUUCGUAACGAGUCUCAACUUCGACUAUUUCAAGCGGAACAAAGAAUUACAGGGACAUUUUUUUCAUUUUACUUUUUGCUAUAUUACCAAGAUUUUGCGGCCUAUGAAAUACGAUACAUCGAAUCUCGAUAGAAAAUUAAUGUCUAUCCAGCAAAAGUUUCCAAACUAGACCAUUGAAGUGCAACAAAGUUUUAUUUGAUGCAGUGCGGUAGUGUCUAGGUCACAAUAUUACAUUUCAACAUAGUUACAGAGACACACUUUUGAACAUUCUUGUCCCUUGAGUGAUACAUACUAUAUAAACAAAAAAGUUUCGAUUGUUUAAAUCAAAUAUCGAAGGCACGUAUGCACGGUAUCUACGAUACUCUUAACUUUCGAUGGAAUACCAAUUUUUAUGUAACACGUUCGUGUCAGUAGUAAUACCGGUAGAGUUACAAAGAAAAUAAAGAAAAAAGAAAAUGAUCGUUGGCGAGACAAAAAAGAGGAACUAUCCAAAAAGGUGAUACAACGAGAGAAAAGACGGGAUUACCUUUAUACAAUUUCCGUGUAACUCCAUGAGUAUGAGAAAGAGAGAGAGAGGGAGAGAGAGAGAGAGAAAAGAAAAAGAGAUAGGAGGCUCAGAAUCGCGUGUCACGCGCCGAGUGCGUAGCACACACACGCUCGUCGCGGAUUAUUCGUAGGGCCGUCGUGAAAAGUAAAACGCGUUGGACUCUUGGUAGAUACGAUGUACAAGCGCAUAUACACGUAUUCUUGGUAGUAGAGAGGAAGGGGAAGCUGCACGGCUCACUCGCGAGACAAAACGAGACGAUUCGAUCGGUAAGCGUGAGUAAGAGAGAGAAAGGGGAACGUGCGACGAGCCGUCCGGGGGACGAGAACGGCGGGCAUCGAUUGGCGCGCUAGCCGUGACCCCCACCAUGCCGCUUUCGCUUUCACCCAAUGAGGCCUCACUUUCGCGCUCGCCCGCGCUCCGAGCCACGGCAGCCGGCACGCUGUCGUCGCCGGUACUCUCAGUGAUUCUGGUGCACCCUAAGUGUGAGCGAAUGUGCGAGAGCGUGCGUUUUUUCCUCUCGUCAUAUUUCUCAGAGCCACGCACGAGAGAAAAGAGAGAGAGAAAGACAAAUAAAAGAAAGAACGUGACAGAAAAAAACGUUCUUACGUUGGUGAUUUUCUAUUCGCGAUUUGGUUGCUAAUAUUCAUUGAAGGCACGAAAAUUUAAGAGAGAGAGGAGAGAGAGGGGGAGUGGGAGAGAGAGAGAGAGAGAGAAAGGUCUUAUUCAUCCUUUGAAAAUUGCGUUUCGUCGAACGUCGCGCGCGCCCCUCACCGGUGACCCUGACACUCGGACACACCGGGCACACACGGCGCGCACGUCCUUCUUCGUGUUCUACAGCAGGUGGGAGAAGAAAACAAGAACAAGAAAGAAGACAGAAACAGCAGCAUUAGUAUCAGCAUCAGCAUCAGCAUCAGCAUCAGCAUCAGCAUCAGCAUCAGCAUCAGCAUCAGCAUCAACAUCGAAGCAACCGCCUACCAGUUCCACGGUACGCGAUCAUCGAGAGAAACUCGCCUACGUUGUUUCUCGUUACAUUCGACUGAGUCAUCGAGAGAAAAAAAAGAGACGCGUUUUCGAUCUUAACGUGAAGUUUGUGCGUUUCGAGAAAAGAAUCUAAAGAACGAAGUACUCCAAGUGUCCACCCUUCAACGGUGUCGCCUCGAUCGAGCUGACCUUGACUUUGAUUUUUCGCCGAUCUUUGUGGUCUCGUUUUACCGAAUUCGUCGAGUCAAUUUUUGCGCCUGUAGAUGGAUGAAUGAAUCUUCCCUGUCGUCGAAUUCUAACCUCUGAAUAACAUCUAGAACGAGACGCGCGCGCUCAUUCGCCGAUCAGGAAAGAGACUGAGAAAGAGAGAGAGAGAAAGACCACGUGACUUUCAUCUUGCUUCUCGAACGUGGAAUCGCGAAACAGGCGGGAAAAUGACCAAGUGAUCUGUACGUUAAGUACUCAAACGCUAGUAGCAGUUCGGCGUCAGUUGCAGCGUUUGCUGCUGGAAGAUAAGAAGAGGAGGAAACAGGGUAAAAUUAUUGACGAAGAGGAGGGACAAAGGUAGGUGAGAGAGAGAGAGAGAGAGAGAGAGAGAGAGAGAGAGAGAGAGAGAGAGAAAGAGAGACGAAAAUCAAGAAAAACGGCUGCAACGGCUUUUGAGGUCGCUUGUUUGAGAGCCAUGGCCCCUCGGCGCCACGGCAACGGUCACGCUACUGGUGGUGGCCUCGGAGACAACAACGGUGUAGGUGCGACCGGAAGUAACGACGCCGUUCAAAUGGACAACAAUCUCGUGGUUGGCCAGAACAAUAACAUCAACAACGGCAUCAACAAUAACCAAGGUACGACUCGUUGCUGCACACCGACGGGCGAAUGUCUGCGCAGUGACUCUCUUAUUCGAAUGAACGCCUUGCAUGAUACGGUCAAGGUUAUUUGCAACAACGAGAACUGCCCGGUCGGUCAGUUUAUGCAUCGCGAGUGCUUCGAUGCGUGGGAGCAAACGAUCCUGACCUAUCUUAAAAGCUGCGGACGUGCAAGAAGCUGGUCUGAGAGACAACGUCAUCAAAAUCUCUGGACGAAAAAAGGCUACGAUCUUGCGUUUAAAGCUUGUGGAUGCCGUUGCGGUCGCGGCCAUCUUAAGAAAGACCUCGAUUGGAUGCCACCGGGCUUAGGUAACACUGCCAAUCGUCACGAUGAGAACGAAGCGAAGAAAAAGAAACGACGCAAUCGGCAGAACACUCGGCCGACUUUAGCCGUGUCGGCCGGUCCACCGAACCACUCAAGUCACGUAGUUUCCGCGAACGGACGUGGCACCACCGAAGCACAACUUAUCGAGUCUGGACGUGGCAGGGCCGGAUCCCUUUCAUCGAGCACCGGGUCGAGCUCACCGCCGGCCACCAGCGAACCCAGCGUCAGUCCUCUUCAUCAACCCCAGGCCAUCGUCAAGAAGAAAAGCAAGGUUGACUUUUUUGCAGAUCGGGCCAGACAAAGCUGCGGAGCCAAUGGUAUCUUCUCCCGUCGCUUGGACUUCAGCGCAUUUAACAGCUUGCCCCGCACCAAACUGAACUCCUAUCAUAUUAAGAUGGAGGAUGAAGGUAAUCACGGCAACGACGAUACCAGAUGCUUCAUUUUAUCGACUUUGGCAGCAUUGCAGUGGUCCAGAGUCUCUUGCGUUCUUUGUCGUGCCGCCAUGCUUGUCUUUGAUCGGUAUCCUUUGGUAGACGGCACUUUCUUUCUAUCGCCACGACAACAUUCUCCGGCUUGUGCUGAGGUAAAGGUCGAAGGUCGUACGCAAUUCCUAUCGGCUGUCUGCAUGAGUUGCCUUGAAGGUAGCGGCAAUGCUCCCGUGCGUUGUCGUUGCUGCACUCAACCAUGGGAUGGUUCCAGUUUGGUCCUUGGCACCAUGUACAGCUAUGACAUAUUCGCUGCUAUGCCCUGUUGUACGGAACGUCUCAAGUGCAACAGCUGCCAGAAGCCACUGAUCUACCCUCAUCAACGACUAAACUUUUACUCGGACUACAGCCGCGUGUUCGCCUGCCCGCACUGUAGAACCGUCGACGCCCACUUCGUGAAGCCUCUAUCGGUCUGCUUUACCCGCGAGCAAUUUCAACUCUAUAGUCAGUGGCCGUAACCAUUAGGGAAGUUAGCAAACCGGCGUCUAAGCAGUACGCCGUCCGACCUGAGCCCUCUCUUUUUCGACCCGUUGAUUUCCUUGCUUCGGGCGACCUUGCUCUAGAUAUUAUCUGCGAGAUUAUGACGUUAUUCUUAUCUCAUUACGGCAUUAUUCUUUCUCUCUCUGUCUUCGAGACAACGUCCACAAAAUAAUUUACAGAACGCAUCCGAUUUCUCUCUUCCCCGAUCACAAGUCGAUUUUAUUCGUAACGAAUCCUUCAAAUUCUCUUACCCCUUGGAAAUUAUUCUUUUAGCAGAUGAUCUUGAUCAAUCGCUUU